GUCACUGUGCAGAUAGGUCAGACCAUUUCAGCCAUGCCUGUGCCAGAGCACCCUGGCUGGUUGAUGGAUGCUGAGAGCAAGUUGUAUUUCCCAAUGAACCACCCAAACACUGGCGUCGCUGUUUUCAGCUUGGUUGGGAGUGGGCUGAAGACCUCGGCAAUUGGAAGGAGUCUGGAUGUGGAGCAAGGAAUGGGCAGCCAAGCGUUGAAGCCGGAAGAUGAUGCCACUUGUGAAAAGGUGGCCACGGGCUUGAGUCUUUGCUGUCCUAUUGUCGGUUGCGUGACAUUUUGUAUCAGCGCUGCGAACAACAAAGAGGGCUCGCAGAAAAGGAAAUGGGGCAACAUUGCCUGUGCAGUAGGUACUUGCUCUUUCCUUGCUGUGCUGGUGCUUCAAGUGUCCAGAAUGGGCUCGUUGUGA
Symbiodinium pilosum is the source of this 417-nucleotide messenger RNA. The record is from the annotation of a GenBank genome assembly. NCBI's taxonomy places the organism in Eukaryota, Dinophyceae, Suessiales, Symbiodiniaceae.